AUCCUGGCUCAUCCGUCCCAGGCGGACAAAUGAUUGACGAAGCUAGGUGCGGUGAUGUCUUCUUAUGAUUAGUGUGGUAACACUACGAGAUUAAGAUGGCUUUUCUCGUUCGACCUUGUGCGAGUCAGUGCAAGUACUAUACUCUGAGCGCAGCCUCAUAGUUCUUGUGAAUUCUUCGUCACUCGCUCAUCAUGCAUUUCAAGACAGUUUCAUUACUGGCAGCAGCCGCUGCGCCAGCUUCGGUGCUCGCAGUGCCAUCUGUUCAGACACGGUCCUAUGGCAACAACACAACAUGUCGAAAAACCACUGUUGCAGUCUUAGGUGCAGGUGUCGCUGGAAUAACAGCAGCACAAGCACUAGCCAACCAAUCCAUCACCGAUUUUCUCAUCGUGGAGUAUAACGAGCAAGUUGGCGGCCGCAUGCGCCACGCUAACUUCGGAUCUGAUGGUUCCGGUAACCCGUAUGUUGUGGAGCUUGGUGCCAACUGGAUCUCCGGGACGGGCACACCUAAUGGACCUGAAAACCCGGUAUGGACCUUUUCUAAGCAAACCAAUCUGUCGAGUACAUACUCGAACUUGAGCAAUAUCGCCACAUACGAUGAGACUGGCGCCUCUAAUUACAUGGACAUCCUCGAUGAGUAUGACGAGAUAGCCGGUGCCGUUGAGCAGGCUACCGGAAGGAUUUUGUCAGAGAAUCUCCAAGAUCGGAGCCAGCGUGCAGUCUUGUCCGAGAAUGGCUGGAAGACUAAGCGUGACUCCCACAGAAAGGUUGUCGAUUGGUGGUAUUUCGACUGGGAUGCAGCGGCAACACCCGAGGAAUCGAGCUCUGUGUUCGCAAUCACAGCAUCCAACCUUACGUACUACCAGUUCAAGGAUGAAGACUUCUUCAGCAUUGACCAGCGCGGAUACAACACCUGGCUCAAGGGUGAAGCGUCGAAGUUUCUACAGCCAAACGACCGUCGACUUCUCUUUAACACCACUGUCACGGCCAUCGAGUACUCUGACUCUGGUGUCAAAGUCACGAAUGAGGACGGAUCAUGCAUUGAAGCCGAAUACGCCAUCUGCACAUUUGCGCUAGGUGUCCUUCAGGAAGAAGUAGUCGAGUUCACUCCCGUUCUCCCUGAAUGGAAGCAGUCUUCCAUCGCCACCUUCGGUAUGGGCACGUACACCAAGAUUUUCAUGCAGUUCAACGAGACUUUCUGGCCCGCGGACAAAGAGUUCUUCUUAUACGCCCAUCCCACUACACGUGGAUACUACCCUCAAUUCCAGUCACUUUCAACCGAAGGCUUCUUGCCCGGCAGCAACAUCCUUUUCGCCACCGUCGUCGAUGAGCAGAGUGCCCGCAUCGAGGCGCAGGAUGACGAGACUACAAAGGCAGAACUCAUGGAGGUUUUGCGCCAGAUGUUUCCUGAUAUCGAUGUCCCGGAGCCGAUCGACUUCAUGUACCCUCGCUGGGGCCAGACGCCCUGGACAUACGGUAGUUACUCCAACUGGCCUGCCGGUACAACCCUGGAGAUGCACCAAAACCUGCGCGCAAAUGUCGAUAGGCUGUACUUUGCUGGUGAGCAUACAUCUGCCGAGUACUUUGGCUUUUUGCACGGUUCGUGGUUCGAAGGACAAGAAGCUGGUCAGCGUAUCGCUGGUGCGCUUGGCAAAGACUGCUUGAACGAAGGCAGUGGCUGUGGAGAUUACAAGAGAUACGAAGUCUUGCAUGGCACGACUGAGAGGUCGGAGUACAACGACUACAAUGGCAUGGGCGCGGAUCCAUUCUUCAUAUCCGAGGGCGAUGAGACCGACAUUGGUUCUAUCACUCGCCGCAGCCUGAAGCGAUCCGGCCAUGAGAGACGCUACCACAAGUAAAGUAGCUUAAAUACCUCCUUGAAGUAGACUGGUAACAAAGCACUAAUUUAGAUGAACGCAUUAUUAUACUUGUACACUUUACUAUAAGCCUAAAUAAAUGUAAC
This is a messenger RNA of Boeremia exigua, 1963 nucleotides long. Its product is annotated as polyamine oxidase-like protein. Bases 192 to 1859 code for a protein of 555 amino acids. The transcript has 3 exons. The record is from RefSeq and is a predicted model, not a curated record. Lineage: Eukaryota; Fungi; Ascomycota; Dothideomycetes; Pleosporales; Didymellaceae. Gene Ontology annotation, molecular function: oxidoreductase activity.